UUCUCUUUCUCAGAAACCAAACACUUCACAGCGAUCGUCUGAAACGAAUCGCGAAAGCUUUCAAUGGACAAGGUGGAGCAGGAGGUGGAGAAGGUGAAGAAGGAGUGGGACGACACCUACAACAAUGUCGUAGAUCAAAUCAAAGCCAUCGAGAACUACGGCAAGUCGCCUUCUUCUUCUUCUUCUUCUACUGCCGGUGCGGAGCUAGAGCCGAAGAAGGACUCGCUGCCCAGAUUGAAGGGCCUCGCGCAAGACGGCUUGUCGUUGCUCAAUUCUCUGCAGUUCAAGCUCGAUCUGUUCGCUCCUCAAUUGCCGACCAACGAUCAGGUCCAGUCCGCCAAGGCCUUGCUCGAGUCCUGGAAAAAUCGAUCCCAGAGUUUGAGGUUGAGUAUGAGGAAUGCGAAUUUGCAAGCGAAUGAGAAUAUUAGGAAAGCUGCUCAGGAAGAGAGGGAACUUCUAUUGGGAGGUGGAGGAGAGUCCACAACUCGCAGGCGAAACUUGCAGACAAAGGCUGGCAUGACAUCUGCCGCAGAAAGCAUCACAGAGAGCCUUAGGCGGACUCGUCAACUAAUGGUUCAGGAGGUGGAAAGGAGCACAGGCACACUCCAGACUUUCGAGGAAUCUACUGGAGUACUGAAGAAGGCUGAGACUGAAUACAAAGGACACCGGAGUUUGUUAAUGCGUACCAGAAACCUACUAUCCACAAUGCAACGCCAAGAUAUCAUUGACAGGGUGAUAAUUUCAGUGGGAUUUUUCCUGUUUACAUGUGCGGUUCUUUAUGUUGUUUCGAAGCGCAUUGGUAUACUGACGUUGCAGAGGAAGGUCACAGCUGCUUUCAAGGCCGGUAUGGUUGGGAAAGAACUCCAGCCUGGAGCUGUUGGCAACGGUGUAAAUCAUGCCCCGGUCUAUGACAAUGUAGUUCAUAAAGUUCAGGAACCUUUAGAAAGAUUAAUGCACGAUGAACUAUAACACUCUUAGAAAGAUUGUUGUGUCAUUUGCUUUUUCAUGGGUUGUCUUUCCAGUUCACAUUGAUAGCUAUUCUCUACCACAUAGGUUUCAGGAGCAGCUUUGUUUUCUUUUUGAGCAGUAGGAGCCAGCUUUGUCAAACAUGUACACUUCUUGUUUCAUAUUGGAAAUGAAGGAUAUCAUACAUAU
Messenger RNA from Rosa rugosa (rugosa rose), 1155 nucleotides. RefSeq lists its product as uncharacterized. Gene Ontology annotation, biological process: retrograde vesicle-mediated transport, Golgi to endoplasmic reticulum. Bases 64 to 969 code for a protein of 301 amino acids. The transcript is spliced from 7 exons. NCBI's taxonomy places the organism in Eukaryota, Viridiplantae, Streptophyta, Magnoliopsida, Rosales, Rosaceae. Gene Ontology annotation, cellular component: endoplasmic reticulum; SNARE complex. The record is from RefSeq and is a predicted model, not a curated record. Gene Ontology annotation, molecular function: SNAP receptor activity.